AUGGCCCUGUCUCAGACCCUGGUCCUGCCAGGCUCGCUGCUGCAUCUCCGGGGCCUGCGACUCGCAAUCGGGGGUCUUGGAGGGGGCCAGGGCUAUGGUCAUGCAGAGCCAGGGCCAUGGAAGGACCAGGGCCAGGAGCAGGGUCAGUGCCGGGCCAAGGCCAGGACUAGGGACAGGUCUGCGUUAGGGCCAGUGACUGCUCUACAUUUGGCGUGUGCCCACGGCCAUCCGGGAGUGGUAGCUGACUUGGUGGCCAGAAAAUGCCAGCUUAACCUCACUGACAGUGAAAACAGGACAGCUCUGAUCAAGGCUGUACAAUGUCAAGAAGAAGUUUGUGCAUCCAUCCUGCUGGAACAUGGCGCUGACCCAAAUGUUAGAGAUAUGUAUGGCAACACUGCUCUGCACUAUGCCAUUGAUAAUGAGAAUAUAUCGAUGGCAGGAAAACUGCUUGCAUAUGGUGCAAAUAUUGAAGCAAAAAGCCAGGAUGAAUAUACAUCACUUUUACUUGCCAUAAAUAGGAAAAAAGAGCAAAUGGUGACAUUUUUGUUGAAGAAAAAACCAGAUUUAACUGCAAUAGAUAAUUUUGGAAGAACAGCCCUGAUACUUGCUACUUGUAAUGGAUCAACAGGUGUAGUCUUCCAGCUUCUUCAGCACAAUGUUGAUGUCUGUUGCCGAGAUACAUCUGGAUGGACUGCAGAAGACCACGCCAUUGCUUAUAACUUUCAAGCCAUUCGCAGACUAAUUUCUGAAUAUAAAGCAAACAAGAGACGUAAACGUCUUCAAAACAGGAAUCCAGAACAAGACUUAAAAUUGAUAUCAGAGGGAAAGCAAGACAGGCUUCAAGGAUGUGAAAAUAACCAGCCACAGGUUGCAGAAAAAAUGAGAAAGUGCAGAAAUAAGAAAAUGAAAGUGUCAAGAAACCUACAUGCUGAUGACAGUGACAAUGAUGAUGAUGAUGAUGAAUUAAUUCAAGAAAGGAGGGGCAGGAAAUCUGAUGAUCGUCAAUUUCCCAGGCAGAAGAGGGAAGAGUACAAUAGGCUUGCAAGGAAAACCUGUAAUGAAAAGAACAAGGUUAAAAGAGAUCUAUAUUCCAAGGAUGACCUCAAUGACAUAAUUUGGUCACCUGAAACAUCCUCGGAGGAUGAUGACUUGCCUUAUUCCAGUGAUAAAAACUUUAUGUUAUUCAUUGAACAACAUGGAAUGGAGCAUAAAGAUUUUGUUAGCCUAUCGAAAACCAAGAAUGCAAUAACUGCAUGUGAAAGAUCAAUAGAACAUAAAAAAUGUAACUGUGAACAACUUAAAGUAAAAUUUCAAAAAAUGAAAAAUAAGAUUAGCAUGCUACAAAAGGAACUAUCUGAAACAGACGAAACCAAAUCACAGUUAGAGUAUCAGAAUCUUGAAUGUAAACAAAAGCUCUGUAAUUUCAGCUGUAUCUUACAAGAAGAAGAAGAAAAAAGAAGAAAGGCUGAAGAGUUGUAUGAAAAAGAUACGGAAGAGUUAAAAAUAAUGGAAGAGCAGUAUAGGACACAAACUGAAGUGAAAAAACAACUUCAACUGACUCUCAAAUCAUUGGAAGUGGAACUGAAGACUGUAAGAAGUAACUCAAAUGAGAGUUCUCAUACUCAUGAAAAAGAAAGAGACCUGUGGCAGGAAAAUCACUUGAUGCGGGAUGAAAUUGCCAGACUCAGGCUGGAAAUAGACACAAUUAAAUAUCAGAACCAGGAAACAGAAAAGAAAUAUUUCAAGGAUAUUGAAAUUAUAAAGGGAAACAAUGAAGACCUUGAAAAGACUCUAAAGCUGAAUGAGGAAACAUUAACAAAAACAAUAACCCGGUACAGUAAAGAGCUUAGUGCUCUGAUGGAUGAGAAUACAGUGCUCAAUUUGGAGCUAGAGAAGGAAAAACAAAGCACACAAAGACUGAAAACAGAAAUGGAAUCAUACCCUUGUAGACUGGCUGCUGCCCUACAUGAUCACGAUCAAUGUCAGUCAGCAAAAAGAGACCGACAGCUUGCUUUCCAGAGCACAGUAAAUGAAUGGUGUCAUUUACAAGAAAAUAUUAAUUCUCACAUUCAGAUUCUUUCUCAGCAACUUUCCAAAGUUGAGAGUACAUCCAGUGGCCUGGAAACUGAGCUCCAUUAUGAAAGAGAGGCUCUCAAAGAAAAGACAUUGGCUGUAGAACACAUGCAAGAAGUCCUAAGCCGAACACAGUGUCAACUGAAGGACAUUGAGCACAUGUACCAAAAUGACCAACCUAUUUUUGAAAAAUACGUGAGAAAGCAGCAAUCUGUAGAGGAUGGACUAUUUCAACUACAAAGCCGAAAUCUGUUGUAUCAACAGCAGUGUAAUGAUGCUGACAAGAAAGCUGACAAUCAGGAAAAAACAAUAAUUAAUAUCCGAGCCAAAUGUGAAGAUACUGUAGAAAAACUUCAAGCUGAGUGUAGAAAGCUAGAAGAGAACAAUAAGGAGUUGAUGAAGGAAUGCACUCUUUUAAAAGAAAGACAAUGCCAAUAUGAAAAAGAGAAAGAAGAAGAAGAAGUAGUCAUGAGACAGCUUCAGCGAGAAGUGGGGGAUACCCUGAACAAACAGUCACUGUCAGAAGCUAUGCUAGAGAUUUCAUCACAAUGUCACCAUAAUUUAGAAGAUGAGACACGAGAUUCAAAAAAGAAAUUAGACCAGCUGAGAAGUCAAGUAUGUAUGAAACUUAGCAUGUCAACAGUUACUCUGUAG
This is a messenger RNA of Mandrillus leucophaeus (drill), 2727 nucleotides long. It is a transcript of the gene ANKRD62, whose product is annotated as ankyrin repeat domain 62. Lineage: Eukaryota; Metazoa; Chordata; Mammalia; Primates; Cercopithecidae. Bases 1 to 2727 code for a protein of 908 amino acids. The transcript has 15 exons. Gene Ontology annotation, molecular function: protein binding. The record is from RefSeq and is a predicted model, not a curated record.